CUCGAUGUGGGUAUCCAGGACAACACGAUCACAAACACGCCCUCAGACAGAAAAAGAGAGCUGAACGUUCGUUAUUCCAGUUGAGAAAUGUUUUAUUAUUUAAUAUGAAUUAUAUUAAAUGGAAUUAGUUCUUCUUCGGUUAAUACAAACAUAGUUUGAAGUGUAAACUUACUGCUCAGCCGUACAAAAUGGAAGAGGGAUCAGAAGAAACAGAAAAUAACACACUGGUGGAAAACACUAAAACGUCUGAGGAUCCAACUCAGGUAGCGAGUGCUCAGAUCGGAGAGGAAGAACCUGAAAGUGCACUUCAUAUUAUCUCAGAAGCUUUUGAGAAUGAUGUGGAAGAGCAGAGCUGCCCACAAGACAUGUCCAUAACACACAUUGGUGAGUCAAGUGGACCAGCUGAAAUAGAGUCUGGGCAAUCUAUGGUAACAGAGGAAGAUGUUGGGCCAGAACCCCUAAUAAUUGAGACCAUGGAGGACACUGAGGGUCCUGAAAUAGAACAUCUAAUUGAAGAACUUGAGUCAGGUGAGGGCAUCCUGACAGCUGAGGAAGAGGAAGAAGAAAACAGAUCUCCAGUGUCCAACCCAUGCAUGCCAGAGAAAGUGAGGUCCAGCCCUCCCGGCGAAUCAUUGGUGCCUGCAGAAAAGGAGGAGGUUGGCUUCAACAUUACCUUUGAGGAACAAAUGGACCUACUACAUGAACUGCAGGCAGAGCAUGACAAUCUCAGCAAGCUAAACGGUCAGCUGCAGAACAAAAUAGCAGAACACCUCAGUAAGAAGACAGCUGAUGAUGAACACCCCAAAAUGGCAAAAGAGAUCUCAGUCCAGGAGCAGUACCAAGAGUGCAUGGAUCUCAUGGAGGACCUGAAAUUGCAGCAUCACCGUAGGUCAGAACUUUACCAACAGCAGACUGUAGAGCUGCACCAGCAAAGCCAAGAGAAACUGAACCAGGUGAAACAAGAGUUGCGAUUAUUUGCCACACUGAAACAUGAAGUUGCCUUGACAGCACUGACUGGUAAAGUGGGCAAGCGGGCAGCACUAGCCAAGUUGGAGCAGCUACAUGCAGAGGAACAGAAGCAGGAAGAUGAGCUGGCAUAUGUGCGUCUGAACAACAUCAAGCUCAAGAACAAAAUAUGCAAAUAUGAGGCUGCGCUUCAUUCCAAACAGGAAUUAGCUGAUGGCUUGCUCCUGAUGGAUUUUGAGCAGCUCAAGACAGAGAAUCAGACAUUUAAAGCAAAAUAUAAGGAGCGCAGGGAGGAGCUUCUUAGGUUAAAAAAGAAGGUUGCCUGCUCUGUGCAGGGCAUUAGCCAUGUGAAAGAGAAGCUGAAUUUUCUUCAGAUGGAGAAUGAGGCCAAACGCACUCAUCUGGCAGAGGCAGAAGCAUUGGUGGCUCAUAAACGUGACGUGCUGACUCGCACCCGACAGGCUCGUGACAGUCUGCGUACAGAUAACCUUAAGCUGCAACAGCGCUGUGGCCUGCUGGGGAACACCACAAUGCUUCGAGACUUUGAGGAGAAGGUGGACACAUCUGAAUUCCUGCAGCAUAGACUAGAGAUGCUAAAGAGACGCCACGCUGAACUCAUACUUAAGUGUGCUGGUGUGAAGCAGAAGAUAGAGCAAAGCAAACCAGAGUACAAAUGACACAAAUAGACAAUGCAUGCACCUUAAUGAAUUAUGUGUCUGUUGAAUUUUUCUUAUUGUCUCAUGUGUGUCUUGACAAAGCAUAACAUUGUAUGCAAUUCAUUAAAGUUUAUACAAAAGUUUGUUUAAAUAGAUGUUGUCUAGUAAGUACAGUUGUGUUCAAAAGUUUGCAUACCCUUGGAGAAUUGGUAAUAUAUGUACCAUUUUUAAAGAAAACAUGAGUGAGCAGGCAAAACACAUUUCUUUUAUUUCUUAUGGGAUUCAUAUUCAACUGUAGGUUAUAACAGAAUGGCACAAUCAUAAAACAAAACAUGGCAACAAAGAAAAAAAUGAAAUGACCCCUGUUCAAAAGUCUGCAUACCUUUAGUUCUUAAUACUGUGUAUUGCCCCCUUUAGCAUCAGUGACAGCGUGCAGUCUUUUGUAAUAGUUGUCUAUGAGGCCACAAAUUCUUGUAGGUGGUAUAGCUGCCCAUUCGUCUUGGCAAAAUGCCUCCAGGUCAUGCAAAGUCUUUGGUCGUCUUGCAUGAACCGCACGUUUGAGAUCUCCCCAGAGUGGCUUGAUGAUAUUAAGGUCAAGAGACUGUGAUGGCCACUCCAGAACCUUCACCUUUUUCUGCUUUAACCACUGGAGGGUCAGCUUGGCCUUGUGCUUAGGGUCAUUGUCAUGCUGGAAAGUCCAAGAGUGUCCCAUGUGCAGCUUUCGUACAGAAGAAUGCAAAUUGCCAGUAUUUUCUGAUAACAUGCUGCAUUCAUCUUGCCAUCAGUUUUCACAAGAUUCCCCGUGCCUUUAGAGCUCACACACCCCCAAAACAUCAGUGAGCCACCACCAUGCUUCACAGUGGGGAUGGUAAUCUUUUCACUAUAGGCCUUGUUGACCCCUCUCCAAACAUAGCGCUUAUGGUUGUGACCAUAAAGCUCUAUUUUGGUCUCAUCACUCCAAAUUGCAGUGUGCCAGAAGCUGUGAGGCAUGUCAAGGUGUUGUCGGGCAUAUUGUUACCAGGCUUUUUUGUGGCAUUGGCUCAGUAAAGGCUUCUUUCUGGCAACUCGACCAUGCAGCUCAUUUGUUCAAGUAUCGUCAUAUUGUGCUCCUUGAAACAACCACACCGUCUUUUUCCAGAGCAGCCUGUAUUUCUCCUGAGGUUACCUGUGGGUUUUUCUUUGUAUCCCGAACAAUUCUUCUGGCAGUUGUGGCUGAAAUCUUUCUUGGUCUACCUGACCAUGGCUUGGUAUCAAGAGAUCCCCGGAUUUUCCACUUCUUAAUAAGUGAUUGAACAGUACUGACUGGCAUUUUCAGGGCUUUGGAUAUCUUUUUAUAUACUUUUCCAUCUUUAUAUAGUUCCAUUAUCUUGUUACGCAGGUCUUUUGACAGUUCUUUUCUGCUCCCCAUGGCUCAGUAUCUAGCCUGCUCAGUGCAUCCACGUGAGAGCUAACAAACUCAUUGACUAUUUAUACACAGGCACUAAUUGCAAUUUAAAAAGCCACAGGUGUGGGAAAUUAACCUUUAAUUGCCAUUUAAACCUGUGUGUGUCACCUAGUGUGUCUGUAACAAGGCCAAACAUUCAAGGGUAUGUAAACUUUUGAUCAGGGCCAUUUGGGUGAUUUCUGUUAUCAUUAUGAUUUAAAAAGGAGCCAAACAACUAUGUGAUAAUACAUGGCUUCAUAUGAUCACUAUCCUUAAAUAAAAGACAGUUUUUUGCAUGAUCAGUCAUAUUUUCAAAAUCAGUGCCAAAAUUUCACACUUUCUGCCAGGGUAUGCAAACUUUUGAGCACAACUGUAUGUGGUGAGCAUAAGAAAGAAACAAAGAAAUAUUGAAUAUUACUUUGAAUUGUUUUCUCAAAUUAUAGUAAUUUUUUCUUUUCGCUAUUGUCAUGGUACCAAUAGAUGGCGU
Myxocyprinus asiaticus (Chinese sucker) is the source of this 3532-nucleotide messenger RNA. It is a transcript of the gene cfap184, whose product is annotated as coiled-coil domain containing 96. The coding region runs from base 189 to 1643 and encodes 484 amino acids. Lineage: Eukaryota; Metazoa; Chordata; Actinopteri; Cypriniformes; Catostomidae. Gene Ontology annotation, biological process: cilium assembly. The transcript is spliced from 2 exons. Gene Ontology annotation, cellular component: axoneme; ciliary basal body. The record is from RefSeq and is a predicted model, not a curated record.